Rhipicephalus microplus (southern cattle tick) is the source of this 1411-nucleotide messenger RNA. RefSeq lists its product as uncharacterized. The record is from RefSeq and is a predicted model, not a curated record. Gene Ontology annotation, cellular component: BRCA1-BARD1 complex; BRCA1-A complex. Gene Ontology annotation, biological process: protein K6-linked ubiquitination. Gene Ontology annotation, molecular function: ubiquitin-protein transferase activity; protein binding. Lineage: Eukaryota; Metazoa; Arthropoda; Arachnida; Ixodida; Ixodidae.
AACAAACGCGAUGCUUUGAGUUUCACAUGGAGUUUCACCACCAGGAGCGCGCUACUUUCGCGGCGAUUGUGAGAAGCGUUUGUUGAAUAUCUUGAAGCUGCUCGAACCUACUUAGUCAGUCCCGUCGGCUGCCGGUAUGCACUGCCCGCACGACUGUUCGCACGGUUCAGCGGCACCAUCGGUUCACCAAACACUGGAAGAACUAGAUUUCAGCAGGGGUCUCCUCGGCGCAGCCUCUGAUGGGGACUACAAAAAGGUGCAGUCACUUCUUCGGAAAGGCGCUCCUCCGGAUCAGGUGGAUAGUUACGGCUACAGUGCACUUAUCUAUGCCUGCAGGCAUGGACAUUCUGACGUAGUUGAACUGCUGCUCAAUCAUGGUGCGCUACCAAAUGCGCAGACCAACGGAGGUGCCACAGCCCUCCACCGUGCGUCUUACCAAGGGCACCUGAAAUGUGUGCGUUUACUCCUCAACAAAGGUGCAGACUGCACGCUAAUAGACAGUGAUGGCAAAACAGCCCUGCACAAGGCAGCAGAAAAUGGGCACGAGGAAGUCUGCAAAAUGCUCCUGCAAAAGUCCCCAAGCCUGCUUGAGGUGAAGGACAGUCGAGGGAGAACGGCAUUGGAAUGUGCACUUCCAAAGCAUUCACAACUUUCCGAGGUGCUUCGGUGACUGCAUCAAACGUGGACAAUGAUGGCAGAACAAAACACUUCGGCUGACUCGAACUUACUAUGUGUCGGUCCACCUGUGCAUGCCAUGGUACAUGAUGCUUACUGCAGGAAAACCUGUCACACCUAUUUGUGUUCAAGUCUGAUAUGUACCCCUCCCUCGAAGUUUAGCGUUAUUCACUUGCAAACACUUAUUCAACUGUGUAUGUACAGUUGCCGGGCUGUAAGUUGACAAAGCAGAACUAAUGCGAUUAAAGGAAACCGACCGAUUCUUUGGUGCAUUUGAUGCAAGCGUUAUUCACUUGCAAACACUUAUUCAACUGCGUCUGUACAGUUACUGGGCAGUAGGUUGACAAAGCAGAACCAAUGCGAUCAAAGGAAACUGACCGAUUCUUUCGUGCAUUUGAUGCAUGCAUUAAAGUGUGGCAUGACAUAAUAAGCUCCAUAUCCCAUGUCUCACGACCAAUUCCAAGUGUUUAUAAACUUUCUUAGCAGUAUGCAAAAAGAAACACCCAACGUAUUCAGGCAUUAAUGUCACCGAAUGCGAGUUUAAAAUUCUUGCUAGAUUGAAAUCGUUGAGCAGUCUUUGAGUUGAAGAGUGUGCCUGAUUCUGCCCCCUAGGUUCAAAGAAAAAUUGAAAAGUACUAAACAAGUACCGACUGUCAAUGUUCAGUGCAAAUCAUAUGUUCCCCUUCUUACUGAUGCCUUGUGCGCAUGUGCCAAAUAAAAAUUCUGAUCACAGUCA